Molecule: messenger RNA, 509 nt
Organism: Cylas formicarius (sweet potato weevil)
Lineage: Eukaryota; Metazoa; Arthropoda; Insecta; Coleoptera; Brentidae
Gene: Sbat
Product: N-alpha-acetyltransferase 38, NatC auxiliary subunit
Exons: 3
Coding region: 108-509 (133 amino acids)
Cellular component (GO): NatC complex
Molecular function (GO): RNA binding
Source: RefSeq, a predicted model, not a curated record
AGAAGAAGAUAACCUUAGAAUUAUUUGAAAUCAAGAUUUGAUCUAUGUCUUUUAAUAAGUACAAGGUAUGAAUUAUUUAAAAAAUAAAGUAUUGUAAUAUAUGUAACAUGAUACCACAAAGUUUGCCAAAAAAUAAUGCUGGAACGGACGGGGAAGAUGAUUCCGAUUACGAAGCAGAGACAACUACGCCCAAGCAUGUCAAUAUGUCUGCUGGUGCGAGAGCAUUACGUUUGUGGCUCAAUAAGGCAUUAAAAAUCCAAAUGACUGAUGGUCGAGUGCUCAUUGGAGUAUUUGUAUGUACAGAUCAAGACGCUAAUGUAAUUUUAAGUUCAUGUUCUGAAUUCUUACCUGCUGAUCCAAAUAUUCCAAAUGAGGAACCCCGAAUGCUUGGCUUGGUCAUGAUACCUGGUAAACAUAUAGUGUCAGUUCAUAUUGACAUCAAUGAGUAUAGCAAUUUGGAUCUAAGUGUGCCUCUGCCUAAAUCUAUGUAUGAGGAAGAUUUAACGUAA